CCACUACGUCUUGGCGGGCACUGACGUCUACAGUCAGGCUAUGACUCAAUGAGUGAAUGAGUUGUCAAACAAAUAAACAAACAGUGAAUCCAUUGCACAACACAUCCAACACAUCCACGACGUGUACAACAAAUGGCGCGGUAUUUCAGUGGCGAAGACAUCGAUGAGUUCAGGGACUGCUUCUAUCUGAUCACUCACUCCAACGGAUCCAUCACUUCGUUGGAUGAGCUGAAGACAAUCAUGAGGUCGUUGGCAAUGAGUCCAACGCAAGCAGAACUCAAGCAAUACUUCCAACAGAAAGGAGGGAAACUGUCUUUCGCUGACUUUCUGGAUGUAAUGCAUUCCCAUUCAGUCAAAGAGAAGGUCUCGCAGGAAGUGAUGGACGCCUUUCGGGCCUCCGAUUGGAAUCGAAGCGGAACUAUA
This is a messenger RNA of Oppiella nova, 423 nucleotides long. Lineage: Eukaryota; Metazoa; Arthropoda; Arachnida; Sarcoptiformes; Oppiidae. The record is from the annotation of a GenBank genome assembly.